This is a messenger RNA of Solea solea (common sole), 850 nucleotides long. It is a transcript of the gene prlh2, whose product is annotated as prolactin releasing hormone 2. NCBI's taxonomy places the organism in Eukaryota, Metazoa, Chordata, Actinopteri, Pleuronectiformes, Soleidae. The transcript has 3 exons. The record is from RefSeq and is a predicted model, not a curated record. Gene Ontology annotation, molecular function: hormone activity. The coding region runs from base 213 to 581 and encodes 122 amino acids.
GAGGCGAGAUGGGGAGGGGGGUGGCUGAUGCAUCCUGUGGUGUGGGAUCAUUUGUGUGUGACUGACGUUCUCGAUUCAUCAUUCACCAACCUUACAGGGUCAGCAAGUAUAUAUAAGCUGGUGCACACCUGCUCUAUAGUAACGACUCCAGACCUCCACCAGCUAACCUCAGCCUGUUACCAAAGUUCAGGUGCCUUGUUCGACUCCACAGUAUGCUGCCUGGGAGAGAGGCUGAUGUCCAGCACUGCGUCCUGACGAGCCGCUGGCUGCCCGCAGCGUUGGUGCUGCUCCUCCUCCUCUCCUCCAGUUUCAGCAGUGCUCACAGCACCACAGUGGAGCACGACUUCCACAUCGUUCACAAUGUGGACAACAGAAGUCCAGAGAUAGACCCAUUCUGGUACGUGGGGCGUGGGGUGAGACCCAUCGGGCGCUUUGGGAAGAGGCACAGCAGUGUGGGUGCUCUGGGAAACGGGGAGAUGCACCCUGUCGUCCGGACACUGGAGCUGCUCCUCAACAGCCUCAAAAACAAGCAGAAACUCGAGAAAGUGUUGAAUGGAGAGGACAGGGAUUGGUUACCGUGACGAUGUGUCCUCUGUAGCACAUAACUGUUUUUCCCCUGUAAUGUCUGUUCUGACGCAUUUGUUGUAUCUGUAAAUAAAAUGUAUUCUAUAUUGAUUACAAAAUAAGGAUGUGGUGGUAAUAUUUUUUGAACAAAUUUUCUCUUUUACCGGAGGAACUUUUAUGUUUGCAAAUUUUAUUCAUUUCAUAAUACAUUAUUUUUACUGUGGCACAUAGAGAAUCUGUAUUUUUUGCACAUUGAUAUUUUCUCCAACAUCUCAUAUGGAUUGCA